Molecule: messenger RNA, 1131 nt
Organism: Dissoconium aciculare CBS 342.82
Lineage: Eukaryota; Fungi; Ascomycota; Dothideomycetes; Mycosphaerellales; Dissoconiaceae
Exons: 2
Coding region: 1-1131 (376 amino acids)
Biological process (GO): protein import into nucleus
Cellular component (GO): cytoplasm
Source: RefSeq, a predicted model, not a curated record
AUGUCUGGACCAGGAGUUAUCCGCCUCAAGCGAAAGCGUGACCAGCAACCUCCGGAUACACUUAUCGUGGAACCUCAGCGGAAACGUGUACAGGGCGUGGACGGGGAGUUUCGUGCACAUUAUGUACGCCGUCCGGAGCCUGCCUCGGAUGGCCAAUCGACUUCAGCAGGAACGGUUUUCACAAAUCAAGCUACAUCUACAAGUGGAGGACCGAUUCAGAAUGAAUUGCCGAAGAGAAGAUUAUUCAAAAUCCGCCCCUUGAUAAGUUCAGAUCGUGGUUCACGAGCAGGAAGAACCGGCGGAAAUGCAGUGGCCACCAUUGUCGAAACCAGAACACCUCAGAAGCAAAGGCCAGCAGGGCCACUAAUGCCUGCCAAUGAAACUCUCUCACCCGCGCCUUCUCCUUUGAAGAGACCCGGACGAGGUGCCAUCACGCCACGACCUCAGCCGGAAAACAACGGCAAUUCUACAAGCACUGUUAAAGACGAAUCUCAGCUACAAGCCAUCGCGGACGCUCUCUCGCAAUUUGCCGACGACGAACUCGAGAAGAGCGCCAAGCCGAAACUACUUGCAACUCCCAAGCUGUCCGGCCUCCGAAGUCGCGAAAUUCACGCGCAAAGAUCCGCCAGUGCAAACAUAUUCCCCAGUCAAGGGGAUGCUGGUGACAUAGACAUGGUUGAUGAUGACCACGACUACGUCUACGACACAUACAUUCUCUCCUCUAAGCCGGACGCCGAGUCGACGCCAUUCUCUGAAAGCCUCGAAGGCCGGCCCGCGAAUGUCGGCUACAUCGUCAUCACGGACGAAGAUCAAGCCGUAUGGGAUACCUUCCUAGCGGACGAGCAUGACAGCGACAAAGAGGUCAACGAAGACGACGAAGACGAGAAUGCGGAGGAUUGGUACGGGGCGGACUAUCCAGAGGAUGAAGUUGCGUCGGAUGAUGAAUUCGGCAGGAAUGCGUAUGGGUAUCGAAGAGGAAAUGAUUCGGACGACGAACAGUGGGACAAGAGGGAUGGCUCGUGGAGUGAUAGUGAGGUCGAAGGUGUUGAUGAAAAUGGGAUGAAGCUCGAUCCAUUAAACAUGACGACAGAGCAAUUUAUCAAAAGCAUGAGGGAGGAUGGAAAGAAUUGA